AGCCCCGGCACCGCUUUAGUUUUUUUGAAAAAACGUAGCCUUUCGGCCCUCUAGAGACACCAUCGCUUGCACGCAAGCAGCCAUGGCCUCCACCGACCUCUACGCCCUCCUCAAAGUGGACAAAGACGUGCAGCCUCCGCAGCUCAAAAAGGCGUACUACGCACUGGCGCGCAAGGUGCAUCCCGACAAGCGCCCCGGGGACGAGCAGGCGAAAGCGGACUUCCUGGCGCUGAAGAAGGCCUACGACAUCUUGUGCGACCCGGUGCGCCGCCGCCGCUACGACCGCACGGGCUCCGUCGAGGACGACGCCGACUUCGCGGCGGCCUACGAGCAUUAUAGAGGCAUCCCCGUGUCCGAGGAGGACAUCCGCGCGACGGAGGCCGAGUACCGCCACUCGGACGAGGAGCGCACCGACGUGGUCGAGUACGCGCGGAAGCAUUCGGGCGACGUGGCGCGCAUCCUCGAGUCCAUCAUCGGCUCGACCGACGACGACGCCGAGCGCUACCGGACGAUUCUCGAGGACGCGCUGCGGGCCGGCGACCUGCCGAAAAAGCACAAGAAGCCCAUCGCCAAAGCCACGAUCCUCACGCUCGCCGAGCUCGAGGCCGACGCCGAGGAAAUGUCGUCCAGCGAGGAGGACGACGACGACGACGAGAAGGUCGACCUCGCGCCGCCGGCGGAGGUCGCGACCGCGCGCGCCGCCGCGGCCUCGGACGAGCCGUCCUCGGAUUUAUUGGCCAUGUUCGCGUCGCGGCGCGCCGAGCGGCAGCAGGGCUUCGACGCGUUCGCCGCGAAGUGGGAACGGAUCUCUGCCGAGGAGGAGGCAGCGGCGCCGAAGAAGAAGUCCAAGAAGCGUCGGUAA
Molecule: messenger RNA, 862 nt
Organism: Pelagomonas calceolata
Lineage: Eukaryota; Pelagophyceae; Pelagomonadales; Pelagomonadaceae
Source: the annotation of a GenBank genome assembly